This is a messenger RNA of Lingula anatina, 3011 nucleotides long. Its product is annotated as argininosuccinate lyase. Lineage: Eukaryota; Metazoa; Brachiopoda; Lingulata; Lingulida; Lingulidae. The record is from RefSeq and is a predicted model, not a curated record. Gene Ontology annotation, molecular function: argininosuccinate lyase activity. Gene Ontology annotation, cellular component: cytosol.
CAGCCGAGCGUGAUUGAUCCCACACUAACGGUAUUACUGAGUUAAUUAUUGAAGUUAUUUUCAUAAGUGCAGGGCGAAGUUGCCAAAGUAAGCAUGUAAAGCCAAAAUGAUCGGGGGAAGCCUGCACGCCUCGUUCGCACAAAGAGGAAUAGCUACUUUUCUUCUAAAACGAGGUAACACUACAGAGACUACACAUGCUACAAAAUAGCAUUUACCAGAUGAUGCAAGCAGUCGCCAAGUAGCCAGGUAAGCCUUGCAGAAGAAAUUGCAUUUCAGACUGCUAACAAAGUGACACACUGCAGAGUACAACAAUGUCUGGUGAUAUAUCAGAGGCUGGUAGAUUAUGGGGCGGGCGGUUCACUGGAAAGACAGACCCUGUUAUGGAGCAGUUCAAUGCUUCCAUAAGUUAUGAUAAAAGAUUGUGGAAGGCAGACAUUCAGGGCAGCCAGGCAUAUGUGAAAGCUCUGGAACAAGCUGGUUUAGUGAGUCCAGAAGAAAGGCUUGCAAUUCAUCAUGGUCUGGAAAAGGUUGCCAUAGAGUGGUCGGAAGACAGGUUUGUUUUACAACCAUCAGAUGAAGAUAUCCACACAGCAAAUGAGAGAAGGCUCAAGGAGCUAAUAGGGUCUGCAGCAGGAAAACUCCAUACAGGCAGAAGCAGAAAUGACCAAGUUGCCACAGACAUGAGAUUGUGGCUGAGAGAACAGCUGCAGAUAUUGAGAAGUUUUAUGGUGCAGUUGAUUCAAGUCAUCUGCACCAGAGCACAACAAGAUAUUCACAUCUUGAUGCCUGGUUAUACACAUUUGCAAAGAGCACAACCCAUUAGGUGGAGCCAUUGGCUUCUCAGCUAUGCUUUCAUGCUGCAGAGAGAUGUUCAGAGACUAGACCAGCUCAUGGACAGAGUGAAUGUCUUACCUCUGGGAUGUGGUGCUUUGGCUGGCAAUCCAUUCAAUGUAGAUAGACAGUUGCUUGCAAGGGAGCUAAACUUUCCUGCAGUUGCCCUCAACAGCUUAGAUGGAACGAGUGAUAGAGACUUUGUAGCUGAGUUUUUAUUCUGGGCAUCUAUGACAUCUGUUCAUCUUAGCAAAUGGGCUGAGGAUCUGAUCAUCUAUAGUACAAAGGAAUUCAGUUUUGUUUUACUGGCUGAUGCAUAUAGCACUGGGAGUAGUCUUAUGCCACAGAAGAAAAAUCCUGAUAGCCUUGAACUCAUCAGAGGAAAAUCAGGCAGGAUGUAUGGAAGGUGCACCAGCCUGAUGAUGACUUUGAAAGGACUUCCCAGUACAUAUAACAAGGACUUGCAGGAAGACAAAGAGGGCAUGUUUGAUGUUUGUGAUACCAUGACUGGUGUACUACAAGUGGCUAUUGGAGUGAUCUCAACAUUGAAAGUAAAUCAAGAAGCUUGUCUAGCUGCCUUGAGCCCAGAUAUGUUAGCAACAGAUUUAGCGUAUUUUCUAGUGAACAAAGGAGUUCCAUUCAGAGAAGCUCAUAGUCUUUCUGGAGAAUGUGUUGCCCUUGCUGAGAAGAAACAGUGCAAGCUGUCUGAGCUUUCAGUGAGAGAUUUUGAAUCUGUUAGUGCAUCAUUUGAUGCCAGUGUGACCAAGGUGUGGGACUAUGAGAACAGUGUUGAGCAGUACAGGUCCAUUGGAGGCACAAGUAGAGCUAGUGUCCAACAGCAGAUAGCUAGGCUGCAGGUGUGGCUGGCUGAACAGCAAAAUGUCACUGCUCAGUAAUGGUCACUAGAGACAAUGCCAGCAGGCAUUAUUAUUAUUAUUAUUAUUAUUAUUAUUAUUAUUAUUAUAAGAUAUGAUGGUGCCUAGCACCAAAUAUAGUACCCAGUGCUUUUUGGGUGAUAAAACACUGCAUAAUAUAAGUGUGAUAUUGUGUAAAAUCUCUAGAGGUACUGGGGUGGUGCUUUUCAAGGUACUUGACAUUGUGGAUGGUGUUAUUUUGUUAAUGAUACCAAGUAGAUUAGCCUGAAAGAAGUACAAUUUAAACCUACACGGCUUUGUAUUUAUUUUACUAUGGGCUAUAUUGCACAGCAUAAUGACUGAUAUUUUUCUUUUGAUGAAAUAUUGUUAAAAUGAUCUGGCAAUUUUAAUUUGGUAACCUACUGCAUUAUUUCUGUUGAAACAUUUUUAUGAACUUAUGUAUUUUAUUGGAGAUAUUCUGUUUUUAUAGUAGGUGCUGAAUGUUAUGUUUUCUAUGUAUCAUGUCCAUAUUGGGACAGUGAGCAAGCGAUGUUUUUGUUGGAUAUUUUUUGGAAGAAAAUAUUGGUAGCUGCAAGCUACUUGUGCUUAUAUUUUACGCUUAAAUGUUUGUCAUUUGCGAGCGCAGGCAAACCCCCUAUGGUUAAAGAGUUUAAUGGAAAUGCUCUAAUCAGUAUGUCCUUUCCGUUACCAUAAGUUGAAAUUGACUGAGGCAAACUGAUGAUGUAGAGGAAUUCUUAAUCACAGGGUGGGGAUCGUAAAUCACUUGAAAAGUCCAUAAGGACAUUGUAUUUAAUGCUUGCAGAUGUUACUGUUGAUCAAUGUAAAACAAUAUAUAAACGUUAAGUUGAAAUGCCUUGUGAUAGAAAACGCAUUUGGAAAUAUGUUUUUCAGUUUGUAACAAUUAGAUCUACGCAGUUGAAGACGCAAGUUGAAAGUGCCUCCCAGUGCACUUUCUCAGUCAAUUGCUACAUAAAUGUAUUUGUUUUUAUAAAAAGCGGACCAGGUCACUUGCAACGUUAUAAAGUCGUGAAAUCGAAGAAAGAGGCGAUAUCUGGAUAUUGAUAUUUCUUCACACCUGUAACCCCAUGUUUUAAUAAGUCAGUAACAGUUCCUUGCGCUUGGUAAAAAUGAUUACCGUUUGUGUAAAACGGUGGAAAUAUUUUCAGUUGUAAUGUUUUGGCAUGUUUGCUUUAUAUAAUUAUUCCAUUCUUAUUUUGAAUAAGAUGUGAAUAGGAAAGCGCGUGUUUUGUCUUUUCCAUUAAAAGUCGCGAAUAUCGACCGUGAGCACGUAAAAGAAGUGGCAAC